Neospora caninum is the source of this 1452-nucleotide messenger RNA. RefSeq lists its product as hypothetical. Gene Ontology annotation, biological process: phenylalanyl-tRNA aminoacylation. Bases 1 to 1452 code for a protein of 483 amino acids. Gene Ontology annotation, cellular component: phenylalanine-tRNA ligase complex; cytoplasm; cytosol. NCBI's taxonomy places the organism in Eukaryota, Apicomplexa, Conoidasida, Eucoccidiorida, Sarcocystidae. The record is from RefSeq and is a predicted model, not a curated record. Gene Ontology annotation, molecular function: ATP binding; phenylalanine-tRNA ligase activity; tRNA binding. The transcript has 11 exons.
AUGGAUGAGUUCCUACACGUUUUGGAUAAAGAGUUUGGGCUGCGGCCAGUCGUGAGCACCUUGGCUCUUGCUGAAAGUCCGGACUACGCUGCGAAGUUCGGUGCCCACGACAAGAUCGUCGGACUAGUCAAAUCCCUGCAGGCAAAUGAAUAUGUCCUCGGGGAGCAGGCGGAGAAGACAGUGUGGAGUCUGACCGAAGAAGGUCAAUUGUAUACCAAGGAGGGAUCUCCUGAGUUUCGUCUUGUCACCUGGCUGCAAGCACGAGGAAAUGAGGAUCCGCUUGACGUGCCUGCCAUCAAGGCAGGUUUCGGCUCCGACGCCGAUGUCGCCGUGAGCAACGCGAUGAAGCUGCAGUGGCUGCGAAUCGACAAGGCAACGAAGAUCUUCCAGAUCAAUCAAGUUCCCAAGUCCGACAAUGUCAGGGCGUUGCUUGACGUCGUCCAAGGGCAACGUGAUGGAAAUCACGACGAGGCAGCGUUGCUCGAACGCCUCGCCGAGCUCGCUGCUCCGGCGUCUCCAGAAAAAACUCUCCAGGAGUUAAAAAAACGGAAACUGGUGGAGUUGCGCAAGGUGAAGUACCUCAAGCUUCAGAAGGGCCACAAGUUCUCUCUGCAUCUGACGAAACCUGUCGCGGACUUGACGGCAGAACUCCUUAUUGGCGACGCGUGGGAAAAGUCGAAUUUCAAGGAGUACAAUUUCUUCGCGGCAGGGAAGAAAAUUCGGCGCGGCACAGUUCAUCCGUUGAUGCAAGUGAUGAAACAGUUCAAGCAAAUUCUGCACUGCAUGGGUUUCGAGGAGAUGCCGACGAAUCAGUAUGUGGAGUCGUCGUUCUGGUGUUUUGACGCGCUCUUCAUGCCUCAACAGCACCCUGCUCGAGAUGUGCAAGAUACCUUCUUUCUCCAGGCUCCCAAAUCCAGCGAUGCGGCAAAGAUUCCCCAAGCGUACUUCAACAGCGUGAAAGACAUCCAUGAACAUGGUGGGCAUGGAUCUAUUGGAUGGCAAUACGAGUGGUCGCAAGACGAGUCCUUGGGAAACAUCCUGAGGACACACACAACCGCUUCGUCUGCUCGCAUGCUCUACGAGCUCGCUCAAGAGUAUAAGAAGGUGGAAGGACUAGUCGCCGACCGGGGCUUGACUAUAGGCCAUCUUAUGGGGGUGAUGGAAACUUUCUACAAGCAGAUUGGCAUCGAGCAACUUAAGUUCAAGCCCGCAUACAAUCCGUACACAGAACCGUCAAUGGAGAUUUUUGGCUAUCAUGCAGGACUCAAGAGGUGGAUAGAAGUCGGCAAUAGUGGUAUUUUCCGACCAGAGAUGUUACUGCCGAUGGGUCUUCCUGAAGAUGUGACCGUCAUUGCCUGGGGACUAAGCCUGGAACGGCCAACAAUGAUCCGUUACGGAAUCUCCAAUAUUCGACAGCUAUUUGGCCAUCGUGCUCUGUUAGGUAUCGCGUGA